Molecule: messenger RNA, 4222 nt
Organism: Trachymyrmex cornetzi
Lineage: Eukaryota; Metazoa; Arthropoda; Insecta; Hymenoptera; Formicidae
Gene: Trim9
Product: E3 ubiquitin-protein ligase Trim9
Exons: 9
Coding region: 292-2451 (719 amino acids)
Biological process (GO): axon guidance
Cellular component (GO): neuron projection
Molecular function (GO): zinc ion binding; protein binding
Source: RefSeq, a predicted model, not a curated record
UCAUUUCUCUCAGCGAAUCGGAGUCUUCCGUGAGAAAGUGCAGCGAAUUUCGAAUACCUCCGUAAAUCACUCCGCGUUUUAGAAUAACGCAAAGUGUGCGUUCGGUCGCGACGGUGAAAGGAGAUCAACGGUGACCUUCGACUGCAUCGCCACGUUGUCCGGCAUCCUGAAGGAAUCCUGCAGACCCGAACGAGGCGAUCGAGCGAGCUGCCGCGGCUCGAGAAGAUCCACGAGGAACAGCUCACGGACACCAGGACGAUCGGCAGACGACGUACCGCCGGUGCAUUUGCGAUGGAGGACGAGCUGCGGUGUCCCUCCUGCAAGGAGCUGUUCGUGGAACCGGUGCUGUUGCCUUGCUGGCACGCACUAUGCCUGGCCUGCGCGGUAAAUUUGCAAGCACCGCCGGACUCGCCGCCGGAGUCCACCGCCGACUCGUCCAACGCACCAGGCUCCGAUCAGGAGGCCGACAAGUUGUCGAUCCUGUCGGAGACCGACUCCGGAGUAGUUUGCAGUAGCACGUCCACCAGCUCGCGGCCAGGCAGCUACGUCGGCACCCCAGGGAACGGUGGCUUCCCGCCGUCCGGUGGUACUCUCUGCCUAUCAUGCCCGGUCUGUCAGAAGACCGUAUAUUUUGACGAGGGCGGCGCCCAUAAUCUGCCCAAGUACCGCGCGAUGCAGCACAUCGUCGACAAGUACCAGGAAUCGCGGAACUCACGGCUGCAGUGCCAAAUGUGCGAGGGAGAGCCGCGCGACGCGACUGUCGCGUGCGAGCAGUGCGAGGUUUUGUACUGCGACGCCUGCAGAGAGUCCUGCCAUCCGAAGAGGGGCCCAUUGGCAGCCCACAAUCUGGGACCACCGAGAGGCAGCUGGCAAUCAAGUGGAAAUAAGGGAUCUCGACCCGAGGGCACGCCGAUCUGCAACGAUCACAAUGGCGAAGCGGUGACUCUCUAUUGCGCCCUUUGCAAAAUCGCGAUAUGCGCUUUGUGUCUUCGUGAUCGUCACGCCGCACAUCCUCAUGAUGUUCUGCCGUUGGCCGCUGCUUGCAAAGCGCAAAAGACGGAGCUGUCGCAGAAUCUACAGCAGCUGUCGGAGAGAGCCCGCUCGACAACGGAGUUCAUUCAAAGGCUCAAAGGAAUGACGGAUAAAGUACAUGAGGAGUGCGUGGCGCUUGAGGAGGAGGUCGAGGAUCGGGUAACGAACCUGGUGAGUCUUCUGCAAGCGAGAAAGUCACGGUUGAUCGAAGCCGCUCGACAGACCAGGGAGGCCAGGGUGCGGUCGUUGCGGGACCAGGUGGCGAGAUGCGCUACGCACCUACAGGCGACCACGGCGUUGCUCACGUUCUGCAUCGAGGCGCUGAAGGAGACCGACAGCGCGGCCUUCUUGCAGAUCGGCGGCAUGUUGUCAGUCCGAGCAGCAACGGCCGCCGGUUCCUGGGGCGGUGCCGAGGGUGUGCAGGAGAUCGCUCGUUUGCCGUUGCUCGAUCUUACACUGGACGACAAACCGCUGCGCCGCGCCAUCGAUCAGCUCACCUUCGUCCAACUCAAACCGUCAGAGGGGGAAGAACGAUUUCCUACAGCAGCACCCGGAGCUCCUUUACUGAUCCCCGAGGAGUGUAGCGCCGAGAACAACAGCGUCACCGUUGCCUGGCAGCCGCCUCCUGGCCACGGAAUUAUGGGCUGCGCUGGACAGAGAGGCCCCGCCAUCGAGGGAUACCUCUUGGAGCUGGAUGAUGGCUGCGGCGGGGAGUUUAGGGAGGUGUACUGUGGCCGCGAGACCAUUUGCACGGUAGACGGGCUACACUUCAACUCACUCUACAACGCCAGGGUGCGGGCCUUUAACAGCGCCGGUGAGGGCGAGUACUCGGAGCUGAUCGGCCUUCAGACCGCCGAGGUGGCGUGGUUUUCAUGGGCCACCGGCGCAGCCGGCAUACCGCAGGAGGUGUCCAUAUCCGAGGACGCGAUGAGCGCAUCCUGCGAGGGCUACGAGCAUCGCGUGGUCCUCUCGAGCGUCGGCUUCUCGCGAGGCGUACACUAUUGGGAGCUGACCAUAGAUCGAUACCACAGUGACACCGAUCCAGCCUUUGGAAUCGCCCGGGCCGACGUGUCGCGUGAUCAGAUGCUGGGUAAGGACGAUAAAGGCUGGAGCAUGUACAUAGACCGCCAGCGGUCGUGGUUCAUGCACGGCGGUGGUCACGCACAGCGUACGGAGGGUGGCGUUCAGCAAGGCUCGACUGUCGGCGUUCUCCUCGACCUGGACACCACGCAUACGCUACGCUUCUUCGUCAACGACCAGCCGCAGGGCGGCAUCGCCUUCCGCGAUCUCUACGGCGUCUUUUACCCGGCAAUCAGUCUGAAUCGCGGCGUAACCGUAACCCUCCACACCGCUCUCGAUGUGCCGCGUCAUCUCCUUGCACUUCACGAGGAGUACAUUAGCGAUAUGGUUCAGAGCUAGGGGUACCUUAACGUCCUUAAGAAAGGUCUGCCGCAGGAGAUCGGUUCGCCUUUAGGCCCAACGACGUACGUCACAGACAGGUGCAGAGACUUUGAGUCGGGUCAGCUGCUGGAGAAGAUUAUCGAGGAGAGCCCGGUUGACGUUAACUAAUCGGUAGAUCUUUUAAAUAUGAAUUUAGAGCGAUCGUAGUACAUUUUCUAUGAAUCUACUUGGCACAAAGCGUUACGAAAUAACGUAUAUACGAGAAAGCAUCUGAAAUUGCUCUCGCUCUGAGAUAUAAUAUUAAUGAGGAUGCUUUAGUCCUUUCGCAGUUGUGCAGCGAAAUGAGAGCGGUUUAAUCUCCUUAGGGAUUCAGGAACGCAAUAUACGUUUUACGUAUUUUGUCUGAAUAUUUUAUUUAUUUAGAGUAAUUAUAAUAUUUAUUUAGAAGUAAUAUUUAGCGGAGUGUUUUCCAAUUUCGCAAUCGUAGCACAUAUGUUGUGUUCUAAAUUUGGUAUACUAUAAAUAAGAAUGGUUUUUUAUUUGUAAUUGAAAAAUAUAUAGUCCCUGGGGAUGUUAAUCCGGACAAAAUUCGCCUCGCGCUAUUUGUCUGAAUAUAAGCGGACUCCACGAGAAAUAACGAUUCAACAGGUCCAGAAACUUUGGCGAGAAGGUUUCCGAGGGAGGCACUAACCGUGGACCCUUUUGGAUCCGCUUUGUUUGGGGAACUGAAACUUAGAAUUCAGAUUUUAGUUAGGAAAUCGGAAUUUGUACUUUCCUAUUUCAUCCAUACGAUAAUCGUAUUAAAUGGAAUCACCAAUAAUAUCAAUCGAAGCGCAUACGUUUCGAAAUAGAGAAGUAAGAUCACUCGAAGAGUGAAAAGCUACUUCAUCCCGAAGAAUUAACGAGACUGACAUAAUUCACGCACACGUCACGCGAUCUAUAAAUAAUGUUCUCCCGUUAGGAAGCCACGAAAGCUAAGAUAAAAGUUUCCUCCGCUGGAAAUCAGUCCAUUUUCUAUUUAUACCGCACUCUAUAUUAAAAGCGGAGAAAAGAAAAUAUUUUUUCCUACACGCUUCCUCAAUUCGUUUCUCAAAUAAUUACCUCGACGAAGACUUAAAACGCACUUCUGAGGACCGGUACGUCCGAUCUUCGGUCAAUUAACUCGAGUUCCCUGUUCACACUAUAGUCAAUACUGUGAUCCAGAAAGAGACGUGGGAGAAAUUAUCGGACACUUAACCGAAGGUGGAACGACUGGCCCUCGGAAGCAAGGAGACGUCCAUUAGCAAAUAGCCAAGUAUCGUCGACGACAAACUUAUCGAAGACCGUGUCCGAGUAGAAACGAUCAAUCGAUUGGUUCGAGAGAUCGCAUCGAGACAGCCGAGGAAUAGAGAGAAGUCUCUUGCGAAAUUCACCGCUCGAUAAAGAGAGAUGUACGAGCGAGAAAUAGAGUCUCGUCCGAUAGCAACCUUUCUCAACAUCCUCGACGGGGCAUUGGUUCUUGGUAACUUCUUACUCUAGAAAGAGUAGAGCCGAGGUGCGCGAAGAAGGACAUACAAUAUCGAGGAGGGCCUCGAGUAGCCUUUCCUGCAGCGUACUCCGGAUAGCCAGUAAAGAAAGUCGAUGAUCAGUCCCACCGGGCGGCAUUUGCCGCAGUUUUAUCAAUCGUGUAAUGUAAUUAACUCUUUUAGCACCUGCCGUUAUACAACAUGCGCUCAUCUUCAACGAUUUAUUAAAGAAUGCAGAGCUUCGCUUACCACGAAACUAAACAGAAAAUUUCUCAGAAUUUUUA